This is a messenger RNA of Marchantia polymorpha subsp. ruderalis, 664 nucleotides long. The record is from the annotation of a GenBank genome assembly. Lineage: Eukaryota; Viridiplantae; Streptophyta; Marchantiopsida; Marchantiales; Marchantiaceae.
AGCAUAAGUCCCAGAAGACUGUCAGAUUUCCUCCCUUUCCCUCUCUCGAGCGCAGCAGAGCAGAGCAACGAGCUUCCGUCCCUCAGAGUCUCCCGCUUGCCGCGUUACUUGCAACCAUGGCUGAACAGACCGAGCGCGCCUUUUUGAAGCAGCCGAAGGUCUUCUUGAGCACCAAGAGCCUACUCAAGGCCAAGGCACCUGGAAAGGCCGGAAGCCGAUUUUGGAAGAACGUCGGGCUAGGUUUCAAGACUCCCCGAGAAGCAAUUGAAGGUACAUACAUCGAUAAGAAAUGUCCCUUCACCGGAAACGUGUCUAUUAGAGGGCGUAUCCUGAUGGGAACAGUUUACUGCACCAAGAUGACCCGCACCAUCACAGUCCGUCGAGACUAUCUCCACUUUGUUCCUAAGUACCAAAGGUACGAGAAGCGUCACUCCAACCUUUCAGCCCACGUUUCCCCAUGCUUCCGUGUGAAGGAAGGAGACAAGGUCAUAGUUGGACAGUGCAGGCCCUUGUCAAAAACUGUGCGCUUCAACGUUCUCAAGGUCAUCCCUGCAGGUUCCUCUGAUGGAGGAAGCAAGAAGGCCUUUGCAGCCAUUUGAGUAUGUAACCUUUUUUUUCACGACCUUUGCGGUCCGAGUUUUUAUACAGGAUGGCCAUUCAAUCG